CAACCUUUGGGCCAAGUCGUGAAACAGCCAACAGAGGCAGCAGCAGCAGCAGCAGCAUGGGCAUUGGCGCGCCUGCGCAGAUGGCCACCUUGAUGCAAAGGACGAGCUUGGGCCGAACAUACCGCGAGGUCAAGAAGGUGCAGCGUAUCGCGCUCGGGUGCCUCACGAUAAAGCACCCACUGCGAAGAGUUUGCAUCAAGAUCUUCCAGUCGCCAUGGUUUGACCGGAUUGUGAUCUUGGUCGUGUGCUUCAACACGGUGAUUCUGGGCCUCGUCGACUACUCGCAAGCGUGGGCCGAAGGCCCCAAUCCGAACGUCGGCUACAACCACUUUAUCGAGCUCUUCAACUCGAUUAGCCUCUACUUCUUCGCAGCCGAAAUGGCCGUCAAGAUCGUGGCCAUGGGCUUGAUCUUCGGCGAAGGUGCGUACCUGAGCAACAACUGGAACCGCCUCGACUUCGUCAUUGUCAUCUCCGGCAUGCUCAAUUGGCUCAACAUCCGUGUCGGGUUCAUUCGCGUCCUGCGCGUCCUUCGGCCACUUCGGACGCUGCACUCGUUUCCGGGCCUCAAGAUCCUCACCAAUUCGCUCCUUGCGAGUCUGCCAGCGCUCGGAAACGUGGCCAUCUUGCUCUCGUUCAGCUACAUUGUGUUUGCGAUCCUGGGCAUGGAGAUCUGGCGCGGCGGGUUCCAUCCGCGCUGUCGGGUGACGCCGUUCCCGAUUGCGCUGCCGUUUGACUUGGCGACUGCCCCCGUCGGUGCGUACCCCGUGAGCCAGGCGUAUUUAAACCAAGUGCUUGCCAACCCUUCGUGGUACCGCUGCAACAAGACGGCGGGCGUCCCGUACGAGGUCAACGACUCGUGGGCUCAGCCUGUCGGGUGCUUUUGGCCGCUCGAUACCGACGUCGACCCGACGCUCUACACUCGGUACUGCGUCGCGGCCGGUGAAGUCGGUCGGCAGUGCGGCCCCGGGACGUGGUGCGGGUCCAACUACGACAAUGACGGCCAACCACGAUUUCUGGAUAUUGCAACCCACGAGUGGUCUUACUCGAUCAUGGCCCAGCCCUCGUUCACGCCCAAUCUCAACUUUGGAUUUACCAACUUUGACAAUCUCGGCAACACGUUCAUGAUCAUUCUCCAAGUGGUCACUGCGUCCGGGUGGAUGGCGCUCACGGAAAUGACGCAAUGCGCGGGCAACCCUGCGGUUGCGGCGAUUUACUUUAACGCACUCCUCUUCUUUGGCAUGUGCUUUCUCUUGCAGCUCAACAUGGCUGUGCUCUGCACCGAGUUUGACAAGGCCAAGGAAAACCAGGAAAAAAUGGCCCGACAAAAAGAGGCUGCGCUCAUGGCCGAGCUGCAUGCGACCAUCAAGUCGCGUCUCUCGACCGUGCAGUCGCAAGCGAUUGCCACCAACAAAACGGGGGAGCCCAACGUCGUCGUUGCUGCCCAUCCGGACCACCAGCACCUUGGCGACAUCGUCGUCGGCUCAGCAGCGUCGCGGCACAUAACGAUGCUACGUGCAGCAGCAAAAAAGCUCGUCCUGAACGAUAACUUUCGGCAGUUUGGGCUUGCCGUGACGGUCGGCAACAUUUUUGUCAUGUCGCUCAACCACGCGAACCAGACCGAAGCCUUCGUGUACAACAGUGAAAUCGUCAACUUUGCGUUCCUCCUCUACUUUGUGUGGGAGUCGAGCGUCAAGAUGCUCGGAAUCGGUCUCGGUCCGUUCUGGCGCGACAAGUUCAAUCGGUUCGACGCGCUGACCGUGCUACUGGGGAUUAUCGAGUUUGCGACCAACCCGCCGACGUUUAUCGAUGGCACACCGGGUGGCCCCGGCGCGUUCACGUCGUUCCGUGCGCUGCGCGCGCUCAAGAUUGCACGGGCGUGGAAGGGUCUCAACAAGCUCUUGACGGCCAUUAUGAAGUCGUUUGGGGAGAUUCUCAACUUUCUCUUCUUCCUCGUCAUCUUUUGCUACAUCUUUGCCCUCCUCGGCAUGGAGAUUUUUGCGACCAAGUAUCAAUUCGACGAAAACAACUUGGCACUGCCGUACAACAAUACGAACCCGACGUCGCAACUGCAUCGAAGCAACUACGACAGCAUGACGUGGGCCGUCUUCACCGUCUUCCAAGUCAUCACAUACGAUAACUUUCCCAGCGUGACGUACGACGGCUGGAUCAGCGUCGGGUGGGCCUCGCCCGUGUACCAUGCCGCGAUCAUUGUGCUCGGUGUCUGGAUCGUCAUGAAUAUGUUUCUCGCCAUUCUUGUCGGCGCCUGCAUGGACGACGACGAAGGCGAUUCCACCGAGACGGUACUCGACGAUGCCAGAGACGACGACGGCGACGCGCCGCCACCAGGCCACGUCGUGCGCAACGUACGUCGGGCCAAGCGCGCCAUGUUGCAAUUGCUCACGUUCUUUGACGCGACGGUCUACGACCCGAUCGUGGAAGAGAAGGCUGCGCAUGCGAAAUUCCAUUUGAACAAGGGCGCCAGUCUCUUUGUGUUUGCGCCAAACAAUGUCAUCCGGGCGAGCUGCGUCGCCUUGCUCAAGCGGCGCGAGUGGUCGUGGUUCAUUUCGCUCUCAGUGUUUGUGUCGUGCAUCUUUACAGCCAUUGACACGCCGCUGCUCGACCCGAAUUCGGCGCUCGGGCAGUCCAUUGCCGUCUCGAACAACCUCUUUGCGAUCCUCUUCUCGGUCGAAUUGUGCCUCAACGUGAUUGCGAAAGGCCUCUUGUUUGGCAAAGACGCGUACGUGAAAGACGCGUGGCGGCUCCUCGACGGCUUCAUUGUGACGGUCUCGGUGCUGCCCUACAUGAUUGGCGGUGGCAACGGCGCGCUCUCUGCACUGCGCGCGCUCCGGGGGCUUCGCGCACUGCGCCCGCUCCGUGUCAUCAACAAGCUGCCGCAGCUCAAGAUCGUCGUCAACACGCUCUUCCGGUGCAUCCCGGACAUCAUCAACGCGCUCGUCUUCUUCAUCUUCAUGCUCUUCAUCUUUGGCUUGAUGGGCGUCACGUUCUUCAAGGGCGCGUUCAACUCGUGUUCCGUGAGCCCGUAUACGUACACAGCGUUCCCACCCAUCGACACCAUGACGUACCCGGUUGCAUGGAGCAACAUGACGGCGAGUCAACGAGCGCCGUAUGCAGCCGUAUGGAACACGACGGGGUGCGGGCCGUUCGCAGACGACUACAAGCCAACGUCCAAGCAAAUUUGUCUCUGCUUUGCGGCGACCCACAAAACCACGUGGGACCCGGUCGUGCCCCAAAAGUUUGACAAUAUUCUCUGGGCCGUCGGCGGCUUGUAUGAGCUCACGACGAUGGAGGCGUGGUCGCUCGCGGCCAUGGCAGGCGUCGAUGCGACGGGCGAAGACAUGCAGCCGAUCAUCAACACAAACGUGGUCAACUUGCGGCCAUGGCAGGCUUGCGUCGAUGCGACGGGCGAAGACAUGCAGCCGAUCAUCAACACGAACCUGUGGAUGAUCCUCUGGUGGUGGCUCUACAUGAUUGUGUGCGCGUGGUUCGUCACCAACUUGUUCAUUGGUAUCCUCUGCGACAGCUUCUGCCGCGAGUCGUACGGUGCCGUCGUCACGGAAGAGCAAAUCAAGUGGAUCAAACUCCAAAAAAAAGUGCUCGCGCUCGCGCCCCAAGUGUACUACCCGUCGCCGAAAGACCCGUUCCGAAAACGCUGCUUCCAGAUCGUGCACUACCGCUACACCGAGUACUUUGUCACGGCGUGCAUCUUUCUCAACAUCCUCACCAUGUGCAUGGACCAGUACGGUGACAGCGUCGCGUUCCAGGACGGUCUCGCCGUCUCCAACUAUGUGUUUACGGGUGUCUUUGCCGUCGAGGCCUUUCUCAAACUCAACGCGUUUGGCUGGGCGUACUUUGACGACGCAUGGAAUCGGUUCGACCUUAUGAUCGUCGUCUUCACGGUCAUUAGCAUCCUCCUGCCGUUUUUUACAAAGUCGCUCAGUCUUGGCACCGCGAUCACCGUCGUUCGCGUCUUCCGCGUCGGGCGCGCGCUCCGGCUCAUCAAGCAAGCCAAGACGAUGAAGAACCUCAUUGACACGCUCAUCGUGUCGCUGCCAGCCGUCGUCAACGUCACGAGUCUGCUCAUGCUCCUCUUUUACAUCUACUCGGCGCUCGGCGUGCAGUUCUUUGCCAAGGUCGCGUUGAACGACGAGCUCAUCCACAAGUACCAGAACUUUCAAAACUUUUUCCGCGCGCUCCAAGCGCUCAUUGGGUACAGCACGGGCGAGAACUGGAACAACUUUACAUGGGAAGUCUACUACACGGUGCCCGCAUCGAAUCCCAACUGCGUCGACCGACCGUACAAUGCGAGCAUGUGUGGCUUCAACGACACCGAGUUUGACUGCAUUCCCCUCGACGGCUGCGGCACGUGGGGCAUUAUCCCGUACAUGUACUCGAUGUACCUCAUCAUCGGGUAUCUUGGCAUGAACCUCUUCUCGGGUAUCGUGAUCGACGCGAUUGGCGACUCGUCGACCGACUCGCCCGUGAAUGCGAAUACGCUGGCCGAGUUUGCCGAGCGGUGGGCCGACUUUGACCCGCGCGGGAGCGGCUUGAUCACGGCCGAGGAGCUCGCGGACUUUCUCUACACGGUGUACCCGCCGUUUGGCUUCAAGGCCGUGCCUGGCUUCACCCGGCGCCGCGUCGUCAUUGCGAUUGGUCAGCUCGACAUUCCAAUCUACGACAAGGUCUACGUCCAUUUCAAGGACGUGCCCCGUGCCCUCGUGACGCGCGUACUGGCCGAGGGCGACCCGGCCAAGCACGCGGAGAUCAACAAGCUCAUGGAUCAAAUGGGCAUCAACAAGCAAUUUGAAGAGAUUUGGCACCGCCGGCGCGGCAAGAAGCAGAAGGAGCGACUGCUCCAGCGCGAAGUCGGGCCCGUCAAAGAGUACUCGGCCAGCGUCGUCAUCCAGCGCUUCUUGACCAAGAGCAAGCUGCAGCGCCAACAUGCGCGGUCGACGACCUCCCGACACCUUGCGACGGGCACUUCGCAGACAGGAAUGCACCCAGACGAGUCGGGCGUCCCACCCCCUUUAGACAUGGACCAAGCCCCGGACAGCGCGGCCACCGACGGUCUCGAGCCGAGCCAGAACCGACGCGACAUGAACCUCGAGUCGAUGGAAGGUCCGGACGCGGGUGAAACCUCGGGGUCUGCGGCCGCAAGUCCGUGAGUGUCCCAAGUGUAGUUGGUAUAAUUUAUGAUUCAUACGUUCCGUAUUUAACGACUAGAAUAUGACAAUCGAG
This is a messenger RNA of Saprolegnia parasitica CBS 223.65, 5256 nucleotides long. RefSeq lists its product as hypothetical. The record is from RefSeq and is a predicted model, not a curated record. Gene Ontology annotation, biological process: monoatomic ion transport; transmembrane transport. The transcript has 11 exons. Gene Ontology annotation, cellular component: plasma membrane; voltage-gated sodium channel complex. Bases 57 to 5183 code for a protein of 1708 amino acids. Gene Ontology annotation, molecular function: calcium ion binding; voltage-gated sodium channel activity. NCBI's taxonomy places the organism in Eukaryota, Oomycota, Saprolegniomycetes, Saprolegniales, Saprolegniaceae.